Prunus armeniaca (apricot) is the source of this 1368-nucleotide messenger RNA. The record is from the annotation of a GenBank genome assembly. Lineage: Eukaryota; Viridiplantae; Streptophyta; Magnoliopsida; Rosales; Rosaceae.
AUGGCUUAUGUUGUUGGGGAGGGGGGCAAGAAGAUGGUGCUAUCGUCUGCCACCAAAAAAUGGAAGGAUUUUAAGUCUACCUUAACUAGGCAGUUUAUCCUUCCAUUCGCAAUUGAGAAGGAGAAGUUAAAAGAGCCCCCUCAGCUUUAUAACUUCAUAGAGAAAUCUGAAUGGGAUGCCUUUGUAGCUUCAAGGUUAUCCCCAGAUUUUGAGGCUGUGCAUUCUGAGCAGUCACAGAGAAGGGAGAAAUGCGAGUACAACCAUAGGUUGUCUCGAAAAGGGUACGUUGGUUUGGAGGAUCAAUUGGACGAAACCAUGCCCGGUGAAGAAAUCGAUCGAUCUCUACUAUGGAAGAGGGCAAGAGAAGAUAAACAGGGAAACAUCCCUGAUCCAAAGGUUGCAGAGAAGGCAAAAUUAAUCGAUGAUUUGAAAAAACAAGUCUCCGAGGGCACUCUGACUGUCUCCGGAAGCAACGAUGUUUUGACCAUGGCUUUGGGAACACUUGAGCAUGGUGGGAGGGUCAGAGGUGUUGGAGCUGGGGUUUCCCCAACUCAAUUCUUCAAUUUGCCGAGACAGCAGAGAGUAAAAUUUGCUGACAAAUUGAAGGAAAGUGUUAUGGCAGCAGUGAGAGAGGAAACCAAAAAGAUGGAGGCCAGGGCAAAGGAAAGUGUUAUGGAGGCAGUCAGAGCAAAAGGGGAAAUUAUGUUGAAACAAUUCAGUCAACUAAUUCCCAACUUUGAUCCCAACAUGCUCAGUAAAAUUCCAACUACACCAAUUACUCCAAUUCCUCCAAUUCCUCAAGAGCAAAGCCCAAAAAAUCCAAUGUCUAAUAAAGCAAGCUGCUCUAAUGUGAGAGCCCCUGAAUUGGAUGAAGACAAUCCUAUGAAUGAUGUUGAUGCUGAUGCUGCUGAAAACUGUCAAGAUCAAACAGAUCUCUCAAAGCUUGACAUGCCAGCUCCUUUGUUAGCCUUAUGCCAAUAUGUCGAGACCAAGUUGAAGCCUGCUAACGAGACCAUUACAGUUCAUAUGCCUGAGGAAAUGUUUGGCACUGAUGAAGACAUUUUACAAUUUGCUUCCAUGGUUGAGAUUGGAGCCAUAGUGAUUGCAGUAUACAUGAGGUACCUAUUCGAUUAUUUAAAAAUGGCAAAUAUGGUAAAACUUGUUGGCCUUGUGGACCGUGGACAAGUCAGCUCUCAAUCUGGAACAUUAUCUCACCGCUCAAAACAUCUCUCAGAAAGCCUGAAAAAGGCAGAUGGGGAUCAAUUUUACUUUAUAUUUAAGAGACCAACUAAGGAGACUGUCUAUUACAUGAAUUCAUUGCCAAACCGCUCUGUUGACGAGGACAUGAGAAAUAUAGUGAAUACAUAA